AUGGCUAAACAACAAACGGAUCACACCAAUGGCGACAGGAAAUCGGUUGCCAUACCUGUAACAGUUCCUCACUCUAUUACGGAGUGGUCGAUCUAUGGUCUGGCUCAGUGUUGUGCUACUGGAUUUUGUGUGUCUGAGCCUGUUGAACUCACCGUAUUCAAGCCGUUGUUUGUGGAGUGUCAUUUGCCUUAUUCGGUCAAACGUCAGGAGCAAGUGUCAGUUGCAUGUUCUGCUUACAACUACGAUGUUAAUAACCGAUGGGCAAGUUUGCAAAUUGUAGAUCCACCUGAGCAUCUUUGCACAAGUGCCGGUACAGGAGAGGAGACGGCGCCUGUUUGGUUCAACGUUCCAGGAUUAGACACGAAGACAAUACUUUUACCGUUGAUGCCUCUUGAUGUGGGCACAACAAAACUGACUGUCCGGAUGAUUACUGAACUGGGAGGAGAUGAGAUAGAGAAGGAAAUCAGAGUUGCGGCUGAGGGUAUUAAGAGAGAUUAUGAUUAUGCAGCCGAAUUAGAUCCUCAAGGUCUUAACAUGAAUGUUAGUGGAGACUGCAGCAAUGGACAAUCUCCAGAUGUUCGAGUUGGGAAAUGUUUCAAGUCAAUCGUUCUCGACGGCAACUGUGGUGAUCCUAUUGAAUGCGAUUUCACAAAGCACGAAUGCUGUGUAGGACAAUCUGCCAGUUCGGCUUUGACUUUCAGUUAUGGCGGUCAAUGUGAAUUAUGUCCUUCCAAAAAUGAAGUACACGUGUGUGGAAAAGCGUGCUCUUGCUCAGGGAAGAGCCAAAACAAAAAGCAAGUCAACUACUUCUAUGUUCGAGCGCCAGAAGACUUUAUUUCUGGUUCAGAGAAGGCAUGGUUGGGUGUUAGUGGUAUGGAAAUAAUGACAGUACUUAAGUUUUGA
Messenger RNA from Corticium candelabrum, 903 nucleotides. RefSeq names its product complement C5-like. The record is from RefSeq and is a predicted model, not a curated record. The coding region runs from base 1 to 903 and encodes 300 amino acids. Gene Ontology annotation, molecular function: endopeptidase inhibitor activity. NCBI's taxonomy places the organism in Eukaryota, Metazoa, Porifera, Homoscleromorpha, Homosclerophorida, Plakinidae. The transcript is spliced from 8 exons.